Messenger RNA from Castor canadensis (American beaver), 2664 nucleotides. RefSeq names its product RNA polymerase III subunit F (gene Polr3f). Gene Ontology annotation, cellular component: RNA polymerase III complex. Gene Ontology annotation, biological process: transcription by RNA polymerase III. Lineage: Eukaryota; Metazoa; Chordata; Mammalia; Rodentia; Castoridae. The record is from RefSeq and is a predicted model, not a curated record.
GCUGUAGUUUGCGGGCUCCCGGGGAUCAUCUCCAGCUAGCUUCGUGCUAUAUCUCUUCCUGCAGGGUCAGGAGCUGCGCACUCAUGGCUGAGGUGAAGGUCAAGGUGCAGCCGCCCGACGCGGAUCCAGUCGAAAUAGAAAACAGAAUUGUAGAAUUAUGCCACCAGUUCCCGCAUGGAAUCACAGACCAAGUAAUUCAGAAUGAAAUGCCUCAUAUAGAAGCCCAACAACGGGCAGUGGCCAUCAAUAGACUGUUGUCCAUGGGUCAAUUGGAUCUCUUAAGGAGUAAUACAGGCCUUUUAUAUAGAAUAAAGGACUCUCAGAAUGCUGGUAAAAUGAAGGGAUCAGAUAACCAAGAAAAACUAGUGUAUCAAAUCAUAGAGGAUGCAGGAAAUAAAGGAAUAUGGAGUAGAGAUAUACGAUAUAAAAGUAACUUGCCAUUAACAGAAAUCAACAAAAUUCUAAAGAAUUUGGAAAGUAAAAAGCUUAUCAAAGCUGUUAAGUCUGUAGCAGCCUCCAAAAAGAAAGUUUAUAUGCUCUACAACCUGCAGCCAGACCGGUCUGUGACUGGUGGAGCCUGGUACAGUGACCAGGAUUUUGAAUCUGAAUUUGUAGAGGUGCUUAACCAACAGUGUUUCAAAUUCUUACAGACCAAGGCAGAAACAGCAAGAGAAAGUAAACAGAAUCCAAUGAUACAAAGAAAUAGUUCGUUUGCUUCAUCACAUGAAGUAUGGAAAUAUAUCUGUGAAUUGGGGAUCAGUAAGGUCGAGUUGUCCAUGGAGGACAUUGAAACCAUCUUGAAUACACUUAUUUAUGAUGGGAAAGUGGAGAUGACUAUUAUAGCUGCAAAAGAGGGCACAGUCGGCAGUGUAGAUGGACACAUGAAACUGUACAGAGCAGUCAAUCCAAUCCUCCCACCCACAGGUUUGGUCCGGGCACCCUGUGGACUCUGCCCAGUUUUUGAUGACUGCCAUGAAGGUGGUGAGAUUUCACCAUCUAACUGCAUUUAUAUGACAGAGUGGCUUGAAUUUUAAUAGAGAACUAUGAACUUUACUGACAUUUUGCAACUGAAGUCACUUUGAGAGAAAAUAAUUCAAGAUGGAACAUCAUUUCCUUGAAAAUCUCCUUCACAAUAAUGGCUACAGACUUGCUGCUAUGAAAACAUAUUUUUUUAAUUUAUGAAGACUAAAUUUAUAUUUGUAGAGUAGCCAACAGAAUAUGAAAUAGGUAAGGUUAAUAGUGAGAUUCAUUCUUCAAGAAAUAAAAUACGUUGAAGCUCUGAAAGACCAUAUCAUUUGAAGUUUUCAAGACUUUUGAUGGUUCAAGGAAAACAAAGCCAGCAAACCUGUAUUUGCCAAGUACUAUGGUAAUGAUUGGAGCAUAAAAGUGUUCAUUUUAAAGUUAUUUAUUUAGGUCUUCAUUGGACACUUUAUAUAUCAGGUCAUUACCACCAUUUCUCUUUUGUAUUUUCUCUGGUUUCAUUGAGAAGAAAUUAAAAGUGGUGAAGGCAGGAGUAACAGGUACAGGAAUGUACACAAACUUGAGUUAUGAGUUGGGGAGAGUGGAACAUUCCUUUUCUACACUAUUUCUUAUAUCAGUGUUCUUUAGAGUAUUAUGCUACCAUACUCAGCUCAAUUCCAAAUGAUGACUAUUAUCAAGAAUAUGUUUUUAGUGCAUAAAUAUUAAUGAUCGUUUUCAUUUAUUUCAUGUUCCUUCUGUUAGUCUUCUAAGUUUCACUCUGACUCAGUUGUAUUCUUUGCUAAAAUUUUCCCUAGAUAUUAAAAAUAUCUUUAAGAUAUUGGGGUGUCACAAGAGAGAGAGAGACAACACAACUCAGAAGUCAACAAGCAAGACAAAAUUCACUUCUGCAGAAGGGUGUGCCACAGACAAAAAGCAAGCACUCCUAGCGUCCCCGCUGGGGGUCUACUGGGGUUUUAUCUCUAAUGCAAUGCUGCCCCUCCCCUGAACUGAACAGGUUUUGGGUUCACAGUCUGUGCAGUUGGUUAAUUGGAAAGAGGACAUUGGGAGGAGGCUUUGAAGACAAAGAAGUUUCAAAGCUCGAGAAAGCAUUAACUGGUUUAGGUUAUCAACACAAGAACCAGAGCAUCUAGCAGAAUUUUGUCCAGCUGAGGAUAAUAACCCUUUAUCUUAAUAGAAACUUUUAUCACGUUAAGCAGAAUCCAAGAAGCUAGUGUAUGGGAAGCAAAUUAGUGAGACUAAUAUUUAUAACAGUAGUGGUUAUUGAUUAAAUCCUUUGACAGAAAAGAACUCAACCUAAGUUGAUUCUCACACUGGAUUCUUAUUUCAUGUCUGCAAUGUUUGUGUUCCUCAUCACCACUAGAAAAUUCAGAUGUUAAAAUCUUGUCCCCGGUGUGAUGGCAUUUGGAGGUGGGGCCUUUGGGAGGUGAUAAAUCAUGAGGGUAAAGUCCUCAUGAAUGGUAUUAGUACCUUUAGAAAAGAGACCCAAAGAGCUCUUCUAUCGCUCCUUCUGCCAUUUGAGUACACAGAGAAGACAGCCACAUAAGAACCAGGAAGUAGAACUGGAGUUGUGGCUCCAGUGGUAGAGUGCCUGCUUUGCAAGUGCAAAGCCCUGAGUUCAAACCCCGUUCCACCCAAAAUAAAAAAGGAUAAGAAGCAGGAAGUGGACCCUCAUCAGACAGUGUA